CCAAACCUUUACCGUAUCUUCUUUGCAUCUCCCCUUGUCUCCUUUUUCUUACAUUUUCGUAUACUAACAACUCAAAAGAGUUUCCUAUAUAAACCUAACCUUAUUCUCUUAUCAUGCUUCAUUACUCGAAUGCAACCAUUCAUCCACUGCCCAAGAAAACCACCGCUCACUUCUGCUUUCCACCUACCAAACCUCAUUAUAAACAACAGAACAAGAAAAGAAACAGAGACAUUGCUAUUUAGACCCAUUGUCUGAAAACGGACACCAUUAGCGAGUUCGACGGAAACCCGUUUCUAAAAUUCAGAUUUUAGCAUAUUGGUUUUCGCUAUCCUUGACAAUUAUGAAGAAAAUUAGAGGGUUCAAGCUUGGACGCAAGCUAGUGAAGGUAUUCAAAUGGGUAAGCCGUCCCGGAAGAAAAAACUGCAUGAAUAGUUUGUUGAGACCUCCGACACCAAGCUACAACCCGUUAUCCAGAAUCUGGUCUUUUGCGAGGUUUCUUCGAGGUGGAAGGAAGGAACUGAGUAGUUGGAAGCUGGAUCCAGGUUAUAUCCAAUUGGGUGAGAAGGGAGUGAAGCGGGUUGAGGUACCCAAGGGACAUCUCGCAGUGUACGUUGGCGAAUCAGAAGGUGAGACGAGGAGGGUGGUAGUGCCUGUGAUUUAUUUCAAUCACCCGCUAUUCGGGGAGCUGUUGGAGGAAGCGGAGCGGGUUUACGGGUUCAAUCAAUCCGGCCGGAUCACUUUGCCUUGCGGGAUUUCAGAGUUCGAGAAGGUUAAGAUGAGAAUUGCCGAUUGGGAUCAUUGCCGACGGACACAACAUCGUUGCUAUUUGUAAUGAAAUUUUCUUAUAUUGGCGGAUUAAAAUUUGGUUUUAUUACACAAAAAGAAAAAUGUUAUCCAGUUUUGUGAGUAUUGGAAGUCAAUGGGUUUUCUUUUCCCUUC
Gossypium raimondii (Peruvian cotton) is the source of this 939-nucleotide messenger RNA. Its product is annotated as auxin-responsive protein SAUR36. The record is from RefSeq and is a predicted model, not a curated record. The coding region runs from base 341 to 832 and encodes 163 amino acids. Gene Ontology annotation, biological process: response to auxin. Lineage: Eukaryota; Viridiplantae; Streptophyta; Magnoliopsida; Malvales; Malvaceae. The transcript has a single exon.